Molecule: messenger RNA, 1996 nt
Organism: Periconia digitata
Lineage: Eukaryota; Fungi; Ascomycota; Dothideomycetes; Pleosporales; Periconiaceae
Source: the annotation of a GenBank genome assembly
UAUGGCGGUGAGCGCACCGAGUUUGUCGAGAUUUUGUGAAAUUCACACACAUAGAUCGACAGCGUUUGAUUCUCCAAGGGGUAUAAGAUACAUCAGAUUCUUGAGAUUGAUUUUGUUCAGCUCGGAUAGAGAUAUGUCAUUCAGCAGGGUUUGGAGUUUCGCCCACGUGAAGUUGGGCGCAAAAUUUCUAAUGAAACGAUGCCUGGACAAAAGGCGGAGGAAGAGGAGGAGGCCGGCGAUGAUCUCGGUCACAGGUGCGGUUGUGGUGAAAGAGAGAAUUCAAUGUUCGGUUCCACGGUCACGUGCCCUCGUGACGCGUGCCUUCCUGAUUACGUCAUGCGCGCAUCGGGUCGGUACCACCUAGCAAAGACAAACAUACCUGACUACCAUAUUUUAAUCCGCUUCCCCCAUCAUCUCACCAACACUACGAACGCCCGGCAGAAUGGCGGAUGAGGCACAUAUCCAUCGUCUCCCCGACGAGCUGCUGUUGCAAAUCGCCGGAUACUUCCGUGGGACUACAACGAGUGCAAUGCUCUCAUGUCUCUACAAUCUCCGUCUCGUCUCGAAGAGGUUCCUUCCCGUCGCUCAAGAUGAACUGUAUGCGGGUGCAUACCUGCCUGUCACUUGCGGAUGUCAUCCCUGCGUGAAUGCUGCCGUUCAACUCCUGCGCACCUUGCUCUCACGCCCUGAUCUCGCUGCUAAAGUCAAGGUUCUACGUUUCGUCGCUUGCAACAAGUCCAUCACCAAACUUUACCGGGAUAAAGGCUACAACCUCAAGCCGAUCCGCGAUUUGUGCCUUCAAAAACUGGCACUUCUAGGAUGUACCAGCAAAGACAAUGUUUGGAGAGUCUGUCUACAUAACGAUGUCGAGUCGGCUUAUGCCGGUGUGCUGCUCACUCUCCUGCCCAAUCUCGAAACCCUGCGCUUCUCACUCAAGGAGGCCAUGAACGGCUAUCCCUGCCAUGAACCGUUAACGGCUAUGUUCGGGAAUGCUCUUAUUGCUACCAGGGCAUUGGCAUCUUUGAAAAAGACGAUCAAAAAUCUGGGUCUUUCGGAUAUUGCCUUCUUGCGCGAAGUUGGUUUCACCAAUGUGAAGAGCCUCGAUCUAACUUCCGUUGACCUCAAUACAUUGGUACGCCUCCAAGGCCCCAAGACCAUCAAGUCGGGAAGGUUUUUAGAGGACCUGACAAUCACCAUGUCCAUUUAUUCAAUGGAAACUGAUCUGCCCAACCAUUUCGGACUCAAAUUGGGAAAUCUUUUCGAAGCUUUUGCCUGUAACAAUCUCAAGUCUCUGCAUGUCAAGCUGCACAGUGACGACAAAGCUUCUACAGUGGUGGAAAGCUUCUACACCGGGGAUCUAUUUCGAUGCAUCGGCAAGAUCUCGACUAAGUUGUUGCGACUCGAAAUUGACUGCGAGGUCGAUGACGAUGUUGUGGAAUGCGAGUGGUUUCUCCGGCACUGCCACUUUCCAAUUCGUUCGUUCGAGCGGUUCCCCUUGUUAAAGCACCUUAAAAUUCCUCAGCAAUUCUUGUUCCCCACGGAUGAUGAAGCUGCAGAUACGGCAAUCGAGUUCGAAGACUUGCCUCCGACGCUCGAGCGUUUGGAUAUCCUUUAUCCGGAUUCUUCCAUCACGGAGUGGGUCGUAAGGUAUGUGGAUGCCGAUAUUCCACUAAGCUUGCACACUAUUGCUCUUCAGUGUCGUGACGAAAUUAUGAGCCCACCCAGCAGCUUCUAUUCCCAAGGUAUCUGGGCAGGGCUGGAAAAAAACUAUGGUAUCAACUGCCUGAUCAUCGAAGACAUGGACGCUAAGGAGGAGAAGUUGGUGGACAAGCAGCGAAACUAUACAAAGCCAAGCAAGCUAACCAAGGAUGUCAAAAUUUCAAAUGUCAGUGAUGUGGAUAUGGAUAUGGACACGGACGAGGACGAGGACGAGGACGAUUACGACUCAGAGAAUAUGAUGUCGGGACAGGAUCUUUUAGUAGCGGAGAUGGAUUAA